Messenger RNA from Cyprinodon tularosa, 1432 nucleotides. It is a transcript of the gene wdr18, whose product is annotated as WD repeat domain 18. Gene Ontology annotation, molecular function: protein binding. Gene Ontology annotation, biological process: rRNA processing; DNA-templated DNA replication. The transcript has 10 exons. Gene Ontology annotation, cellular component: nuclear pre-replicative complex. The coding region runs from base 37 to 1329 and encodes 430 amino acids. Lineage: Eukaryota; Metazoa; Chordata; Actinopteri; Cyprinodontiformes; Cyprinodontidae. The record is from RefSeq and is a predicted model, not a curated record.
GGAGCUUAACCCUUCUCUUGUACUGUUAUAGCCAACAUGGCGGCGCCGUUGGAGGUGGUGCUCAGCAGUGAUUCGGGCUCUCAGCUCUGGAACUGCACCGUGUUCGACCUUCACAGCGGCUCCAGCCUGCUGUCCUACCGGGGAGGGAACUCCACAGCUCGGACCCUCACCGUCCUGCGUGGGGAGUUCCUGCUCAGCGCCCAACUGGGGAAGAACUUCAUCAACGUGUGGGAGAUCCAGAGGAAGGACCAUCUGCAGCAGAAGAUCGUCUGUCCAGGUGUGGUCACUUGUCUCACCGCUUCACCCGAUGGGGCCUUCCUCGCUGCCGGAGUGGCCGAGGCCAUCUACCUGUGGGAGGUUUGCACAGGUAAGCUGCUGGUGGUGCUCAGUCGACACUAUCAGGACGUCACGUGUCUGAAGUUCACAGACGACAGCAGCCAUUUUGUUUCUGCGGGCAAAGACAACCUGGCACUGGUGUGGAGUGUGUGCAGUGUGGUCCAGUUGGAUUUAAGUCACACUCCUGAGCCACGCCACGUCCUGGCCCGUCAUUCCCUGCCCAUCACAGACCUGCACUGCGGUUACAUGGGACCUCAGGCCAGAGUCGCCACAUCGUCACUAGAUCAGACUGUAAAGGUGUGGGAGCUCUCCUCAGGUGAGCUGCUGCUGUCCGUCCUCUUUGAUGUGGAGAUCAUGUCAGUGACCUUUGACCCCUCCGAGUACUUCCUGUUCUGUGGAGGACGUGAUGGGAACAUUUUUCAGGUGUCCCUCUGCAGCCAGAGUCUGAACCGGGAAAAAUCCUUCCAGUCCGACAGCGAGGGAAGCCAGGUGUUCCAGGGUCACAGGAACCUGGUCACGUGUCUCUCCGUCUCAAUGGAUGGGACUCUACUCCUCUCCGGGUCACACGACGAGACGGUUCGUCUCUGGGACAUCCAGAGCCGACAGAGCGUCCGCUGUCUCCAACAUAAAGGUCCCGUGACAAACGCGAUCAUCAUGUCUGUGUCAGCGAACAUGUUCCUGCCCGACAGUCGGCCUGCCGUGCCGCUGCCACGCUUCAGUCGACACCUCCUCACCGCCGAGGGGAACGACGGUGAAGCAGGGGAGGUUUGUGUUCGCCCCGCCCUUCACAUACAGGAGGAAGAGGAAUCCUACCUGCAGAAAGCCAACAGGUUGUACUCCCUUAUGUGCGCCGUGAACGACAAGACGGUGGUCGGUGACGGUGAAAACACGAAGGCUCGGGUUGCAGAGCUGGAAGAAGAAGUUCAGAAUCUGAAAAAGGUCAACAAGGAUCUGUUUGAGUUUUCUUCUCAGCUGCUCACCAAGCCCACAUAACCACAAAGACUGACAGAGAACCACACGGACCCACAGAGAACCACAGAAAACCACACAGACACACACUGGCAAACGCAUCUUUUGUUACAAAAUAAAAAAUGUU